Molecule: messenger RNA, 3092 nt
Organism: Perca fluviatilis (European perch)
Lineage: Eukaryota; Metazoa; Chordata; Actinopteri; Perciformes; Percidae
Gene: tmem205
Product: transmembrane protein 205
Exons: 4
Coding region: 223-819 (198 amino acids)
Source: RefSeq, a predicted model, not a curated record
CUUGUUCCUAGAGUAAUAUGACGGAGGAAGUGGAAGUGGCUCGGCUGGACCUUGGUCUACUAGUGUUUUUAGCAGUAGGAGUUAGAUCAGUUUGCAUUUGGCCUUCCUAAAUCCGGACAGGGAAAGGAAAGGAAGACUUGAUUAUCAGGUCUGCUGCACGUGGAGCUCCAGCUGACAAACGCACCAGAGCUUUAUCUCUGUGGCCCCAGAUAUUUGGACACCAUGGCAACAGAGGGGGCGCCCACAGACACCAUGGCAACAGAGGGGCCGCCCACAGACGUGGUCAAAGUGCUCCAUCUCCUGGUGCUCUCCUUCUCCUGGGGCAUGCAGCUCUGGGUCUCCUUCAUAGCAGGCUUUGCGUUGGUGCGGCAGGUGAGUCGGCACACCUUCGGCCUGGUGCAGAGUAAGCUCUUCCCGGUGUACUUCCACUGCCUGCUGGCGAGCAGCGCGGUCAGCCUGGCUGUGUUCGCGGCGUACCAACCAACGCUGCUGCUGGACUGGCAUCAGAGUCUGCAGAUGGGUCUGUUCGUUGUGGCGCUGGUGGCGGUCAGUCUGAACGCGCGGUGGCUCGGCCCGGCGGCCACGGAGGUGAUGCUGCAGCUCCAGGAGGUGGAGAAGGAGCACGGUCUCGGGGGCCAGAUCGGCCUCGGCAGCCAGAAGGAGGCCUACGCCACGCUCAAAGACCAGGACCCCAAGUACAGAGCCUACAGGCGCUCGUUUGGCCGCUACCACGGGCUGUCCAGCCUCUGCAACCUGAUCGGCUUCAUCUGCACCACCAUUAAUCUGAUCUACACAGCUCUGAAGUUAUCCUCCAUUUAGAGCAGAGUAGGAUGUCCCCAUCACUAGGGCUGGCGUAGGGAAUAUUAGGUCUAUGGCUGGGAACUAAUUCUGAAGUUCUGCAGAAACCGAACGCUGUCAAAAAGCCCAAAUGUUCAGCCCAAUCAGAAGCCCAAUCCUGGAUUCGGUGCAUCCCUGAUAUAAAUUACAGCAAUUGUUCUUUUUACAGAAAAAACAACAUUAUUAUUAUUAUUACGUUGUAUUCUAUUUAAAUUGCAGAAAUUACCUGGCACCUCGAGUAGCUGUUCAUACUUCACAAUACAAACUGUUGGUUUACACCAUCGAUUGGUUUUGUUUUUUAUAUUUGCAGCUUUGCUAAUUAUGCAUAUUAUAUAUAUAUAUUGUUUUGAAUGAGACCAUGGCUUGCUGUUAACCCAGAAUCCAUCACCAUUGCAUUAGAUUCUCUUUCCACUUCCACCAGUUCACACUAACAACAAGUUCUUACCUCUAGUUUUAUGCUAAUCAUUUUAAAUUGAUGGUCAGUACAGCGCAUGUAGCCUAUAUGAAAUUAUAUCUAACUUUUGAGUUAAAAAAGCAGAAAGUAUGAUCUAUUUUGACUAAUAUUUAAGAUCAGAGGAACGUAUGUUGAUGGAUAAUCACAGACUGUCAAAGUUAAGUCAGAAAAAUGCUAUAUAAUUCAACAAAACACCCAAAAUUCAAUUAAAGCAGUGAACUGAUCUAAAUUUGACAUGUGAAGAGUGUUUCAUGGAACCUUCUGUGUUACUUUUUGGGCAAUUUGGCUCUAAAAAAAAAAAAAGUAAUAUUCUGAUAUAGAAACUUUGAAAACAGGAGAGUUAAGAACAAAAGUUAUUUUAGAAACACACUUAGAGCACACCUAAUAAUCCCCAAAGCUCAGGCAGCGGGGGGGCAGUUUACCAGCAUCCCCAGCAGGGGGCCAUGUUUGGACAAAGGUGUUUUCAGGGAGAGUUUGUUGCUGAGCACAGCUUCCUGCAGUUUAGUGCCUUUUUACUAGUCAAAUAUUGUGCUUCCAGUUAAAUAAUAAUAAUAAUACAUUUAUUUGUAAAGCGCUUUCAAAUCAAAGUGCUAUACAGAACAUAGAAAAUACAAUUUAAAAACAUUUCUAAUAACUAAAACAGAAGUAAACACCCACUCAGACUCUCAGGAAAACAUCCAGAGAGAAAGAGGCCUCAUACCAGACAGCAACCGACAGUCUUCAACAGGACGAGCCUGCCUGAUGUCCCGAGGAAAAGAGGAAAGAACGAGCCCGUUCACCAAUUGUCUUCUUUGUAACCUGGGGGUGGUGAUGGCGCAGUGGAUAUGACACAUACCUUUGGUGUGGGAGACCCAGGUUCAAAUCCCACUGCAAUUGGUUGAUGACCAAUGAGUCCCUGAGCAAGACCUUUAACCCCUAGUAGCUCCAGAGGUGUGCGACCUCUGACAUAGAUAGCAAUUGUAAGUUGCUUUGGAUAAAAGCGUCAGCUAAAUGUGACCUUUGGGACACUCCGAAGAGCCUUCCCCUGAGAAGUCAGAGUAAUAAGUAUACUGAAGAGGGAAGCUCUGGCACUGUGCUGUUGUUACAGCAUCACCUUAAACCUUAUGGCCCUCUGGACCUUCCUCCAGAGUUUUCAGAAUCACAAUCCUUUCUUUAUCCCUCAGGGGAAUUGAUGAGUUGCAGUUACUUACAGUCAGAUUUAAGGUUGAAAGAAAUAAGAGUAAGAAAACUAACUUUAUACACAAACUGUCAGUUUGUGUAUAAAGUAACAGAGAUAUACUGCAAGAAAUAAUAAAGUUAAAGUCUAACUCUUGCCAAAAUGUAACCUGUAGGGUGUUUUUGUGAAUGUACCCGAGUCAGACUUUAGUUUAAAAGCAUAUUUAGGAUGGACACUUUUUGACUGGCGAGAUGGACGGCGAGCAGCUACGGUGAGUUGUUAAACUCUGCCUCCCAUUCAUUUAGCCAUCUUUGUAUAAUUUCAUUAUUUAAUUAUGGAUUUGGCUUCACCCUUCCCCAUUGGAACAUUAAUUUGUAUAUAUGUUUGUUUAUAUUUCGUGCAAAUUAUUUCUUGGUAAUCAGAAUCAGCUUUAUUUAAAGGAUGCUGGAAUAAAUAAAUAUGUUAUUAUAUUAAGUAUUAUAUUACAAUAUGAACAGCUCUGAAAUAGAGAAUAAUAAGUGGAACCAGUAAACAGGUUGCAUGUUAAAUCUGUGAUUGGGAGAUUAAACUAAAUAUCCUUCAUGUGCGUCUGCUGUAUUAAAUAUGUAAAUAUAAUAAAAAUAUUCUGCUUUAUUAAAUAUGGAA